UUUCCUCUUUUUAGGUAUUUCUUUUCUUAAAAUGACCUUGUUAUUCUGACAAAUGAGAAAUAUUGUUUAAGUUACUGAGGUAUUAGGUCCUCAAGUAUUAGCACUUUACUUUGUAUUUCUUGAAUUCAAAAUUUAGACACAGUGCUGGGUACCUGCUUACUUGUUUCCUUUUAACAGUCUUCAUUUCUUUUUCCAAAAGCUAUCUCAGAUUCAUGGAGCCACAGAAUCUAACAGGUGUCUCUGAAUUCUUCCUCCUGGGCCUCUCUGAGGAUCCAGAACUGCUGCCUUUCCUCUUUGGGCUGUUCCUGACCAUGUACCUGAUCACCGUACUUGGGAAUCUACUCAUUAUCUUGGUGGUUGGCUCUGACUCCCACCUCCACACAGCCAUGUACUUCUUCCUCUCCAACCUGUCCUUGGCUGACAUUGGUUUUACCUCCACCACAAUCCCCAAGAUGUUAGUGAACAUCCAGACACGCAGGAAAUCCAUCACCUAUGUGGGCUGCCUGAUACAAGUGUCCUUUUUUUCCGUAUUUGGAUGUCUGGACAGUCUUCUCCUGACUGCGAUGGCUUAUGACAGGUUUGUGGCCAUCUGUCACCCCCUGCACUACACAGUGAUCAUGAACCCCCGCCUCUGUGGCUUGUUAGUUUUAGUGUCUUUUGCCAUCAGUCUUUUGGACUCCCAGCUGCACAUUUCAAUGGUGUCACAACUUACCUUCUGCAAGAAUGUGGAAAUCCCUCAUUUUUUCUGUGACCCUCCUCAACUCCUCAACCUUGCCUGUUCUGAUACCUCCACUGACACCAUAUUACUCUAUUGUAUUGGUGCCAUCUUUGGUGGUGUUCCAGCCUCAGGGAUCCUUUUCUCUUAUAUGCGAAUUGGUUCCUCCAUUCUGAAAGUCCCAUCAUCAGGUGGGAAGUAUAAAGCUUUUUCCACCUGUGGCUCUCAUCUGUCAGUUGUUUGCUUAUUUUAUGGAACAGGUAUUGGAGUGUAUCUCAGUUCAGCUGUCUUAUCUUCCUCUAGGAAAGGUGCAGUGGCCACAGUGAUGUACACUGUGGUGACCCCAAUGCUGAACCCCUUCAUCUACAGCCUGAGGAACACGGACAUCACGAGAGCCCUGUGGAGGCUCCUUGGCAGAACAAUCUAAUGUCAACACUUGUGCCAUCUUUUCGAGUGUGUGAGUUGGAAAAGACGGCAAAACCCAACAUCUGCAAUCAGAAAUCUUGCCUCUUUGGUUAUAUAACUUCUGUAGCUUUCAUAGCUUUCUGUCUCAAGUUUUCAUUUCCUUUGUUGUAUCUUUAGUGGAAUUGUGGGAGAAUUCUGGGUAAUGUCAAACUGCUUGAUAAAAUCCCAUUAUAGCUAUGGAGCCUUCGUAGUUUCUCAUCUAUGGCUCAGGCUUCCUGAUAAAACACACAAAGUUAUUUCUAUAUAUUUAGAAUCCUCAUC
Messenger RNA from Loxodonta africana (African savanna elephant), 1441 nucleotides. Its product is annotated as olfactory receptor 7E178-like. The transcript has a single exon. Gene Ontology annotation, biological process: G protein-coupled receptor signaling pathway. Bases 213 to 1142 code for a protein of 309 amino acids. Gene Ontology annotation, cellular component: plasma membrane. NCBI's taxonomy places the organism in Eukaryota, Metazoa, Chordata, Mammalia, Proboscidea, Elephantidae. Gene Ontology annotation, molecular function: G protein-coupled receptor activity; olfactory receptor activity. The record is from RefSeq and is a predicted model, not a curated record.